Molecule: messenger RNA, 707 nt
Organism: Corticium candelabrum
Lineage: Eukaryota; Metazoa; Porifera; Homoscleromorpha; Homosclerophorida; Plakinidae
Product: dynein light chain Tctex-type 5-like
Exons: 1
Coding region: 112-693 (193 amino acids)
Biological process (GO): microtubule-based movement
Cellular component (GO): cytoplasm; cytoplasmic dynein complex
Molecular function (GO): dynein intermediate chain binding
Source: RefSeq, a predicted model, not a curated record
AGAACGCAAAGGCGCGUGCGCUAGUAGGUCCCGGAUAAGUGGGACUAAUCGUUUGCCAGGUGAAAGCUUGCUAAUUUUCACCUUCUAGGCGUGAAGAAUACGCGCGAAACAAUGGACACGCCAACUGGAAAACGCCUCUCAAAUGCGAAAAGCGCCCCACCAUCUCUCCCGCGAGGCGACACGCACCAGCCAUCUCGACGACUUUCGUCACCCAGUCGACGUCAGUCUGCAACAGAUCAACGACGUCUAACCCGGUCACGUGUCUCGUUCGACGACGGACGAAAUCGAGAAGGUCACAGAGAAGGUCACAAGCCGUCGGACGGCGUAGAGAAGCAAACGUCUCAACCGAAUACAUACCAACUGGAGCCACAACGUCAAUUUCCAGUUAACAGGGCAACGGCUAUUAUUAAGGAGAAACUGCACAAGGUUCUAGACGGUGUGGAGUACGAUGCAUCGACGUGCAGCCAUCUGUGCAAGUCGCUCGCAGAUGAUUUGAAAGUAGAGAUAAGGGACUUGAAUCUGCCGAGAUACAAGAUCGUCUCAUCCUGCUGUAUUGGUGAUAUGAGUUGUACGGGUCUUCUUGUUGCGAGCAGAUGCGCGUGGGACAAGGAGAGAGACAACUAUGCCUCGUACACGUAUCAGAGUAAAACGCUCUUUGCAACUGCCACCGUCUAUGCUGUCUAUUUUGCCUAAAAAGAAUUUAUUUU